Messenger RNA from Lodderomyces elongisporus, 5811 nucleotides. It is a transcript of the gene SLH1, whose product is annotated as putative RNA helicase. The record is from RefSeq and is a predicted model, not a curated record. The transcript has a single exon. Bases 1 to 5811 code for a protein of 1936 amino acids. NCBI's taxonomy places the organism in Eukaryota, Fungi, Ascomycota, Pichiomycetes, Serinales, Debaryomycetaceae. Gene Ontology annotation, molecular function: nucleic acid binding; ATP hydrolysis activity; ATP binding.
AUGGCAUCGUAUAAUGAAACUUCAGUGAAAUCAUACAUGGACGCCAUGCUGCCCAUGAUGGCUAGUUUGUCUGCGGUUGCAUCUGCAGCCAGUUCUGCGCAGUCCAAGAUAAAGACCUCUGGUAUCGAUAAUGAACCUGCCAGGACAACAGCAAUAAGCAACAUAUUACCAAAGUUUGAUCAAAUCUCUUAUGAAAAGUUUAAGCAGCUGCUUCGAAGCUCGCAGAAUACAGCAGAGGUUGCUGUAAAUCGAAUCAAAAAGGAAUGUAAUAGAAUAUCGGUUGCACGCGGGCAAGAUGAGGAUGAUACUUUUAAUUUGGUUAAGUCACUGGUAGAAGACUCCACGAGCGAUGAGCAAUUGCAGUCACUACUCUUUGAUAUUUUGGGUUUUGAAGAGUUUGACUUGAUUGCAAGCAUUGUACAAAACAAGCAGGCAUUAUCAACACAUCAAGCACAACUCCAUCAACUUCUUUCUGCCAAAGAUAGGGCACAAUUACUUAUUGAUAAUCACGAGAAAACCAAAAGACAAGCAAUAUUGCCAAAAUCAGCCAAUCCCAAAUAUCCUCAUGUUUACAAAAAUCAAGAUACGGUGAAUUUGGCAGCAGUCACCGGUGGAAAGUAUGCAUUGCCAAAGGGAAGCGUUCGAAACUCUUUCCCAACUUAUGAGGAGCUUUUGAUACCGAUUCUGGAGCAACUGCCGAAUAAAUGGAUCAAACAGAAUCAACUUGUCCGAAUCAAAGAUUUGGAUUUCUUAUGCCGCGGCACUUUUAAAAAUUAUGACACGUUGAACAAGGUUCAGAGUCUUGUGUUUCCAGUAGCCUACAAUACCAAUGAAAAUAUGUUGAUUUGUGCACCUACGGGUGCGGGAAAGACCGAUGUGGCAUUGUUGACGAUAUUGCACACGAUAAGUAAAUUUGUUACGGAAACAACGGGUGAAGGCGGCGAAAUAACAAUUGAUAUCAAUUACGACGAGUUUAAAAUUAUAUACGUUGCACCAUUGAAAGCGCUUGCAGCGGAAAUUGUGGAAAAAUACUCCAAAAAAUUGAAAUGGUUGGGCAUUAAAGUGCGCGAAUUGACUGGUGAUAUGCAAUUAACUCGACAAGAGAUUAUAUCAACCCAGAUCAUUGUCACGACUCCAGAGAAAUGGGAUGUAGUUACUAGAAAGCUGACAGGUGAUAAUGAAUUGGUAGCUAAAGUCAAGUUGCUUAUAAUUGAUGAAGUGCAUCUUUUGCACGAAGAAAGAGGUGCAGUUAUUGAAACAUUGGUGGCACGGACGUUGAGACAAGUGGAGAGCACGCAGCUGAUGAUUCGAGUUGUUGGUUUAUCAGCAACACUUCCCAACUUUAUGGAUGUGGCAGAUUUCCUUGGUGUUAAUAGGGGAGUAGGGAUGUUUUAUUUUGACCAAUCUUUUAGACCUAUUCCUUUGGAGCAACAAGUAGUUGGAGUAAGAGGCAAAGCAGGGUCCAAGCUUGCGAGAGAAAAUCUCAAUAAGCUUUCAUAUCAAAAGUUGUCCGAAUACAUAAGCCAGGAUUUGCAAGUGAUGAUAUUUGUGCAUUCCAGAAAAGAGACUGUGAAUACUGCACGGGCGUUUAUUCUGAUGGCACAAGAGCACAAUGAACUUGACUUGUUUGAUUGUUCAGAAAAUGAAAGUUUUGAAAAAUACAAGAGGGAAAUGUCGCACAAGAAUAGAAGCAAAGAAUUGCGAGAGCUUUUCCCUUUUGGUUUUGGUACCCAUCAUGCCGGUAUGCUUCGAAGCGAUAGAAACUUGGUGGAAAAGAUGUUUGAAAGUGGUGCAAUAAGGGUGCUUUGCUGUACAUCUACCUUGGCAUGGGGUGUUAACUUACCAGCUGCAGUCGUUAUUAUCAAAGGAACCCAAGUGUAUACAUCCAAAGAAGGUGGCUACUCUGAUUUAGGUAUAUCCGAUGUGCUCCAAAUCUUUGGACGUGCUGGCCGUCCACAAUUUGAAAAGUUUGGUGUAGGUGUUUUGUGUACAACUAGUGACAGGAUGGAUCAUUACAUUUCGUUGUUGACCCAACAGCACCCUAUCGAGUCCAGAUUAAAGGACAAAAUCACUGAUAAUCUUAAUGCUGAAAUCUCACUUGGUACGGUGACGAAUGUUGAUGAAGGGGUGCAGUGGCUUGGAUACACUUAUAUGAUUACAAGGAUGAAGAAAAACCCAUUUGCUUAUGGUUUGAGUUGGCAAGAGCUUCAAGAAGAUCCAUACUUGAUAAAUAAACGAAGGGACAUGAUUAUAGUUUCUGCGAAAAGACUACACAAUUUGCAAAUGAUUGUAUUUGAUGAGCAAUCAGGUUCAUUCACACCAAAAGAUUUAGGCCGUAUAGCUUCAGAUUUCUAUUUGCUAAGUAACUCAGUGGAGAUCUUUAAUCAAAUGACAAAUCCUUUGGCGAACCAGGCAGAUAUUUUGUCAAUGAUUAGUAUGAGCAGUGAGUUUGACAGCAUCAAGUUUAGAGAAGAAGAAUCAAAGGAGUUGGAGAAAUUGCGUGAAGAAGCAUCUCCUUGCCAAAUCUCAGGAGAUUUGAAUUCCUCACCGGGAAAGACAAAUAUUUUGCUACAAGGUUUUGUUUCUCGAGCAACUGUGUUUGAAGCGGCGCUUGUAUCAGAUUCCCAAUACGUGGCGCAAAAUGCUGCAAGAAUCUGUAGAGCAUUAUUUCUCAUUGCUAUUAAUAGGCGAUGGGGUAAGUUGAUGGAGAUUAUGCUUGAUCUUUGCAAGUCAAUUGACAAACGGUUGUGGUCUUUUGAACACCCAAUGUGUCAGUUUGAAUUGUCAGAGCCAGUGUUGCGGAAUAUUCGAGGUAAAAAUCUUUCAAUGGAAAGUUUGCGCUACAUGGAUUCAUCCGAGUUGGGUGAUCUCGUACACAAUCAUCUGAUGGGGUCUACCUUGUACAAAUUGGUUCACAAGUUUCCAUACAUUGAGAUUUUCUCUGAGAUCUUCCCUAUAACGACCAAUGUUAUGAGGGUGCAUGUGGAACUCGAACCUGAUUUUGUAUGGGACGAAAAGUAUCAUGGUCAAGCACAAUACUUUUGGCUAACUGUUGAAGAAUCAGACAAGUUUGAGAUUUUGCAUGUGGAGAAAUUCAUUUUGAAUAAACGACUGCUCAAGCACCCGCACGAAAUGGAUUUCAUGAUUCCAUUAUCGGAUCCAUUGCCAUCGCAAAUUAUUGUUAAAGUUGUUUCUGAGCAAUGGAUUGGAUGUGAGACAGUGCACCCGGUCUCAUUUCAGCACUUGAUUAGACCACAAAAUGAAACCAUGACUACCGAAUUGCUUCGACUUCUGCCGUUGCCUGUGACUGCUUUGCAUAAUGCUGAAAUUGAACGUAUUUACUCAAGCAGGUUCAAGUAUUUCAAUCCUAUGCAAACUAUGGUUUUCCAUACUCUUUACAACACAAACGAAAGUGCAUUUGUCGGUUCGCCAACAGGGUCGGGAAAAACGAUUGUGGCUGAGUUGGCGAUUUGGCAUGCUUUUAAAGAGUUUCCAAAAUCAAAGGUUGUUUAUAUCGCACCCAUGAAGGCAUUGGUUCGUGAAAGAGUUGAUGAUUGGCGAAAGCGAAUCUCUAAGCAUACUUCACACAAGCUUGUAGAGUUGACAGGAGAUUCUUUACCAAGCACACAUGAGGUGAAAGAGGCUGAUAUUAUUGUAACGACACCUGAAAAAUUUGAUGGUAUUUCUCGUAACUGGCAGACUAGGAAAUUUGUUCAGCAGGUAUCUUUGGUGAUUAUGGAUGAAAUUCAUCUUUUGGCUAGUGACCGUGGUCCAAUCUUGGAAAUGAUUGUUAGCCGUAUGAACCACAUUGGAGACCAGCUCAAGAGACCCGUAAGAUUAUUGGGUAUGUCCACUGCCGUGUCCAAUGCGUUUGAUAUGGCAGGGUGGUUAGGUGUUCGCAAUGGACUUUUCAAUUUUUCUUCAUCGGUUAGACCGGUGCCUUUGCAAAUGUAUAUUGAUGGGUUCCCAGAUAAUUUGGCAUUUUGUCCCUUGAUGAAAACAAUGAACAAACCGGCAUUUAUGGCGAUAAAGCAGCAUUCCCCUGAUAAACCGGUGUUGAUUUUUGUUGCUUCUCGUCGACAAACGCGAUUAACCGCAUUGGAUUUAAUUCAUCUCUGUGGAAUGGAGGCUGACCCAAGAAGAUUUUUGAAGAUGCCAGAUGACGAGCUUCGCGAAGUAUUAGAGCAAGUGAAGGAUGAGACUUUGAAAUUAUCCUUGCAAUUUGGUAUGGGUUUGCAUCAUGCAGGUUUGGUAGAAUCCGAUCGACAAAUAUCGCACAAGUUAUUUGAAGCGGGCAAGAUACAAAUAUUAGUUGCCACCUCUACUCUUGCGUGGGGUGUGAACCUUCCUGCACAUUUGGUGAUUAUAAAAGGUACGCAGUUUUUUGAUGCGAAAAUUGAAGGUUACAGGGACAUGGAUUUGACCGAUAUUUUGCAAAUGAUGGGAAGAGCAGGUAGACCUGCGUUCGAUACCAGUGGUAUUGCUAUUGUAUACACAAAGGAGUCCAAGAAGGUUUUUUACAAACACUUUUUGAACUUGGGAUUCCCAGUUGAAUCCUCUUUGCAUAAAGUUUUGGAUAAUCACAUUGGUGCUGAAAUUGCAGCCGGUACCAUUACCACCCGAGAUGAGGCGAUGGACUUUAUGACAUGGACUUUCUUGUACAGAAGAGCGCACAACAAUCCAACUUAUUAUGGCAUUGAAGAUUUGUCUCAGUAUGGAAUUUCGAAAUAUUUGGCAGGCCUUAUUGACCUGGCCAUUGAUAAUUUGAUUGAGUCAAGUUGUGUUACCACCGCGGGAACCAAUUCUUUAUAUGCAACGCCAUUUUUGCAAAUAUCCUCCUACUACUAUUUGUCUCAUAUGACGAUGCGUAACUUUGUGAAAAAGAUUGCGCCAAACUUUGACUUUAGAAGAUCGUUGAUGUUGCUAUGCGAGGCUGCUGAGUAUGAUGAAUUGCCAACUCGUCAUGGAGAAGAGUUGAUCAAUAUGGAAAUGUCGCUUGCCAUGAGAUACAAGGCAGAGGAUCUCGAGAAAGAGUUUAUAUGGGAUCCACAUGUGAAGGCAUACUUGUUGCUUCAGGCAUUUAUGAGCAGAUUUGAUUUACCGAUUGCCGAUUAUGCACAAGACACGGUCUCUGUGCUCGACCAAGCUUUGCGUAUAUUGCAAGCUUAUAUCGAUGCUGCAGCAGAAAUGGGAUUUUUGCAACCCGUAUUGUGCUUUAUACAAUUGAUGCAGUGUCUUAAGCAGAAAUGUUGGUAUGACGAUGACCCCGUGACUACAUUACCGGGCUUGACGUUGACACCAAGAAAGAGCAAGAAAUCGGGUCAGGUGACAUUAAAAGAUUUGGGUCAUAUGAGCCGUGGAAAGUUGUUUCAGUAUGCUGAGCGUAUGGGACUUCAUGGAGGUGCACCCAUUACUCGUGAUGGCCACGAAGUUAUUUCUAAUGACACCGAUAUAGUGAAACAAUUUGUCAAAGUCGCAACGCAUUUGCCUACUGGUGACUUAAACAUAAGUCAAGAAGUGCAAGAUGUGUGUCGCGUAAGUCUUCGAAAUGGUAAUGCGCCAAUGAAUAAUGAAUUCAGGAUGUAUUGUCCGCAAUUUCCAAAAGCACAGAAAGAGUCAUGGUUUAUUAUAAUCCAUGAUGGCACAGAGUUGAAACUACUUAAACGUGCUGCCCCAAGCAUGAAAGGAUCCAAGCGUGUUGUUGAAUGUGAUUUGGAUAUUGACGACGACUUGUUUGGCCAAGAAGUAGUUAUCUCAGUUAUCAAUGACAGCAUUGAUAUUAGAUACGACUACGAAACAAAAUUAUUAUAG